AUGGCUAGAAAAUUGCUUGACCCUGAUGAAUUGAACUUUGAGAAAAUGAGAAAAAUGGGUAAAAUUGAGUUUGAAGGCACUAUUGACCUUAUAGAUGUCGAGCAGUGGUUGGAACAGAUGAAAAAAGUGUUUGAGCAGUUAGAGUGUUCAGACGCUGCCAAAUUUAAGUAUGCUAUCUCAUUAUUACAAAAAGAUGCCUAUGAUUGGUGGGUAAGUGUACCAAAUGCCAGGGCAAAACCUCUUGUUCUUACAUGGAAUGAUUUUGUGAAAGAAUUUCAAAAGAAAUAUGUCCUACCUACUUAUCAUGAUGCAAAGAAAAAGGAGUUCUUAAAUUUAGACCAAGAGAUGGUCCUACAACAUGAAAACUUUUGUAAAUUAGUUUCAGCUGCUCUUAGUUGGGAAAUGAUCGACAAGAAACAAGUUGGUAGAAAUGAAAAUAAGGUCAGGAAAGCUGAUGCAGAUUCGGGAGGUCCAUCAAAAAGGGGGAGAAUAGAUACAGUUCCUUUACUGCCAGCACUCCAAGCUCUGGCCAAGGCAAGACUGGUAUACCCACUUGUGCACAAUAUGGAAGAAAUCACUUUGGUACUUGUAGAAGAGCUUCUGGAACUUGUUUUAAUUGUGGGAGCUUCGAUCAUAAGGUGUAGUGAAGCCAAUCUAGCUGGUGGGUCAAGAGCUACAGCACGAGCCUAUGCGAUGAGACAGAGGGAUGACCAGGAUGGAGCAGAUAUAGUUGUUGACUAUGAUGUCACUAUCGGUAUGGAUUGGCUUUAUAGAUACCAUGUGGUAGUUGAUUGUAGGUCAAAGCAUGCGACCUUUAGAGCUCCUCCACUUUCACAGAUCAUUGUUCAAGGUGAAAGAUCAUUGACAUCUAAUAUCAUCUCUGUGGUAGUGGCAAGGAAGAUGGUUAAAAAAGGUUGUGAAGCUUAUCUUGCUUAUAUAUUUGAUACACGCCUGGAAAGUCCAAGCCUUGAGGAUAUACCUGUGGUGUGUAAAUUUCCAGAUGUCUUCCCUGAAAAUCUUUUUGGACUGCCCCCGGAAAGGGAGGUUGAAUUUCCCAAAGAGGUUGUUCCUGGAACCACUUCUAUCUCUAUAACGCCUUAUCGAAUGGCUUUAGAAGAACUUAAAGAGUUGAAAAAUCAAUUGGAAGAACUCCUUGAGAAAGGUUUUAUUCACCCGAGUGUUUCUCCCUUGGGAGCUCCUGUGCUAUUUGUGAAAAAGAAAGAUGGGACUUUUAGGCUUUGUGUUGAUUACUGGCAACUGAACAAGGUGAAAGAAGCACAUAAGUUAGACAAAAAGCUGGUGAAAUUGAUCAAAGAAGCUUAA
Molecule: messenger RNA, 1323 nt
Organism: Solanum dulcamara
Lineage: Eukaryota; Viridiplantae; Streptophyta; Magnoliopsida; Solanales; Solanaceae
Exons: 6
Coding region: 1-1323 (440 amino acids)
Source: RefSeq, a predicted model, not a curated record